GAUUACAACAAGGAUUUACGCGAGCAUCCCGAUAAUAUUGGAUUAUGGUUACAAUUUAUUCAAUUUCAGGAUACUUAUGCAGAUAAAUUCACUGCUAAUAUUAAGAGAAAGGCUUUAACAGAACGAAAAAUUGCUAUUUAUGAGCGAGCACUCGAAGCAAAUCCUACAUCUAUGGAAUUAAUAUUGGGUCAUAUGCAAUUAUGUGCCGAAGUUUGGGAUAAUGACCAGCUGGAAAAAAGAUGGAAAAAACUAACUUUUACUUACCCUAACCGAUCUAUAAUAUGGAGAUAUUAUCUACUUUAUUCCCAAGCUAGAUUUUCUUCAUUUUCUGCCACUCGUUUGAUUUCCUUAUAUGAUCAAUGCUUAGAUAACUUGUCGAAUAUAAAGGAGGGUAACUUAGUAUCGCAUGGCUGCGAAUCUAAUGCUGAGGAAGGAAUGAUAAAAAUUUUCCUUCAAAAAUGCUCUUUUCUAGCUCAAGUCGGUCACACUGAAAAAGCAAUAGCAUGCUUUCAAGCCUUAAUAGAAUUUAACUGUUUUUGCCCCAAUCAAAUCUGUGACACAUCGACCCUAACAGGACGAGUGGCUUUUUUUGAAACUUUCUGGGAUAGUAAUAUUGCGCGAUUUGGAGAAGUAAACGCUAGCGGAUGGCAUGAAUGGAUGAAAAGUGUUGAAGAAAAGGUCAGUAAUACGGUUAUUACACCUAAUAUCCCUCAAAUAUCUAAUUCAGAUACUGAAGAUGAUGAAAGCGUUGUAAAGGACAAACCAUUAUGGAAAGCUUGGAACAACCUUGAAAAAUAUCGUAGAGGUAAAGGAUGGUUACCGUGGAAGCCGAACCGACUGAAAGGAGAAACCGAAGAUGAUUGUGAAGACGUCGAUCGAUUAGUUUUAUUCGAUGACAUAAAUUCUUGCCUUUUUAUCAUCGCAUCAGAAACGCUAAAAUUAGAAAUCAUUAUUAAAUUCCUCCAAUUUUUAGGAGUGCCGGUAAUGUUACUCGAGGCAUCAUCACUUGAAGAAGACCUACGAUUCGAUCAGCUAACAUAUACUCAUGUAAAUCAAGUGCGGCUAUGCCCAGGCUUUAAAAUGCAAGGUUAUCACGGAUGGACCUUCAUCAAUGCAGAAUCUUUACGAUGGACCGAUAUGGAAGCAUUUAUCUCAAAUAUAUUUGCACAAUCGCUAUCAUUAUUUAGUGCACAUAAUUACACAAGGCUAGCACUGAUAUGGAUAAAUUAUGUUGCUUAUAAAUGCAAAGUAAUCACCUGUAACGGGUUAAUAAGAAGCAACCCAACACAUCAGAAGUCGCAAAUGGUUAAAAAUAAGAACUUCGAAAAAUUUUGCAAAAAUUUUCUUAGACAAUCAUUAAACAGAAGCAAUAUCGAGAUUUGGCUAGCAUAUGCUAGAUUAGAGAUGAUCUUAGGCAACCUUGACUUGGCGAAAAGAAUUCUGGAACAGGUCUUGGACAUGUCAAAAAAGACAAAUUCAAUGGUAUUUCUAACUGCUGUUAUUAAGGCCUAUAUAGAACUGGAAUUAAAUCUAUAUGAUGAAUCCUUAAACUCUGUUAUCACUGAAAACGUCCAAAAUACGGUACUCAAUGUAAUAUCCAUUCUAGCUGAUAAAGCAAAGGAUUUUUCAAAAUCAAUUUCAUCCACUACGUUGUCAUCAACUGAAAUUCUUCGUUGUAAAAAGUAUAUGAAUAACAUUAGGGAUAAUUUAUUUUCAUCUAUAAAUUCAGAAAAUAUUAAUUCAAGUGUAGAAGAAAAAUGUAAACAUAUUAUUAAUCUCACAUUUUGCCAUGCAAUAUUUGAAUAUCUCAUAAACAACCUGGAAUCUGCUUCUAAUGUAUUCGAAUCGACAAUAUCAUCAAUUAAAGAUUCAUUUUUGCAAUUAAAACUAUCACAAAAUAUGUCAGCACUGAAUUUUCUAUUAGAAAAAUUAACCGUUAAUCAAUUACUUCUCUACAAAAUUCAUACUGAUACCACAUAUUGUUCUUAUAAUACGAAGCGCCAAUUUAACAUUGAAGCUCUGAAUAGAUACCCAUACAAUUUGGAUCUUCUAUCUACUUUUGCUAACAAUGAAACGCAAAUGUUUGUUAUGGGACGUAUGAGGCGUUAUUUUGAUAAUGUAAUCAGCCGAAGUUCAUCAUCGUUACCAUGGCUUAUCGCAAUGCAGCAAGAAGAAUUUAGGUUGCAUACCUUUAAUAACCAAUUAAAUCCAACUAAUAAUACGACUAUAACGUCAGAUGGGCUAUCCUCCAUUGAUACUGGCAUUAGUCAUAGAGUGCGAUCCAUCUACGAACGUGCAAUUGUUAGUCCUUGGACUAAACAUUGCAUAGCAAUUUGGAGAGAUUACAUGCGUUAUGAAAUGAGUCAAGGAAACGCUGCAAAUGCCAAAGCAGUCUUUUAUCGAGGACUUCAAAGUUGUCCAUGGGCUAAGGAUAUUUAUAUGGAUGGAGUAUGUUAUUUCCCGGAAGAAUUUCAAAAUAUCGUAGAUAUUAUGGUAGAGAAGGAUAUUAGAAUUCGCACACCUGUCGAAGAAGUAGAAUUACUAAUGGAGAAGCAGUAG
Molecule: messenger RNA, 2559 nt
Organism: Trichoplax adhaerens
Lineage: Eukaryota; Metazoa; Placozoa; Uniplacotomia; Trichoplacea; Trichoplacidae
Exons: 4
Biological process (GO): negative regulation of RNA catabolic process; RNA processing; regulatory ncRNA-mediated post-transcriptional gene silencing
Cellular component (GO): catalytic step 2 spliceosome
Molecular function (GO): protein binding
Source: RefSeq, a predicted model, not a curated record